AGGAUCUAUAAAAAAUUUUCACAGUAAAAAAAGACUCAAUCUUAUAACAUCAAAUUUUGUUUGAACUCUUUAAAUUUUACCUGUGAUAUAAAAAAAUAAAUAUUUUUUCAAAAGUGAAUCUAAAUGGACCUAAAUCUUUAUGUUAUUUGCGAGCGUUUUGCUUUUUUAUGAAUGAAAAUUUUGUUCUUACAAAGAAAGUUUUAAAACCUGUUCAGAUAUGUUGACUUGUUAAGGACUGAGUGGUGAGCAGGUUUAGAGACUGAAAAAUUUUGAAGCUUUGUUGAAUACCGUUAGAGUUCGGGUAAAAUUGUCAAGACAUAAGAAUUCAAUUCAAUUGAAGUGGAGGAUGGAGCCAGGAGAGAAGAAGAAGGAGAAAGAGGAAGAGAAGAUGGUGAUGACUGUACUGCACGGCGCAGUGAUCAUAACCAUGGACGAUCAGAAUCGAGUUUUCAAGGACGGCGGCCUCGUCAUCGAACACGAUACCAUCAAGGCCAUCGGCCACUCUUCGCAGAUUCUUGCUCAAUUUUCUCAUCUUGCCCACCACCUCGUAGAUCUCACCGGCCAUAUCCUCCUCCCUGGAUUGAUCAACACCCACGUUCAUACUUCCCAGCAACUGGGAAGAGGCAUAGCUGAUGACGUGGACUUAAUGACAUGGUUGCAUGACCGCAUUUGGCCUUAUGAAUCCAACAUGACUGAACAUGACUCUUACAUUUCCACCUUGCUUUGUGGGAUCGAACUCAUUCACUCCGGCGUUACUUGUUUUGCUGAAGCUGGUGGCCAACAUGUUUCUGGAAUGGCCAGAGCAAUCAGCUUGCUUGGUAUGCGUGCUUGUCUUGCCGAGUCAAUCAUGGACUCUGGCAAUGGCUUGCCUUCCUCUUGGGCUGCUCGGACUACUCAUGAUUGCCUUCAGUCUCAAAAGGACAAUUACAACAAGUACCACAAUACAGCAGAUGGGCGCAUCCGAGUAUGGUUUGGAAUUAGGCAAAUCAUGAACAGCUCCCAACAGUUACUUCUGGAGACAAGAGAUGCCGCAGCACAACUGAGAACAGGAAUACAUAUGCAUGUUGCAGAGAUACCGUAUGAGAACCAGCUAGUGAUGGAUGUUCACAAAGUAAAUCAUGGAACUGUUACUUACUUGGAAAAGAUUGACUUUCUUCAAAAGAAUCUAUUAGCAGCUCACUCGGUUUGGCUUGAUGAUAAUGAGAUAUCUCUUUUUUCAAGAGCAGGGGUUAAAGUGUCUCAUUGUCCUGCUUCUGCAAUGCGCAUGCUUGGAUUUGCACCUGUAAGGGAGAUGCUUGGUGCUGGCAUUUGUGUCUCUUUAGGGACUGAUGGAGCUCCAUCAAAUAACCGCAUGAGCAUUGUUGAUGAAAUGUACCUGGCUUCUCUUAUUAACAAAGGGCGGGAAGUUUAUAAUAGUGGGAAUACAGAUCCAACAGCAUUGCCUGCUGAAACUAUUCUUAGGAUGGCAACGGCCAACGGCGCAAAGUCGGUCUUAUGGGAUGAUGAAAUAGGUUCUCUUGCGGUUGGAAAGAAGGCUGACAUUGUUGUUGUCAAUCCUUGGUCUUGGCCUAUGGUUCCUGUUCAUGACUGGGUUUCCAACAUAGUGUAUUGCAUGCGGACAGAAAACGUGGUUUCUGUCAUGUGCAAUGGAUUAUGGAUAAUGAAGGACAAGAAGAUUAUGAAUGUGGACGAGGAAGAGGUAAUUUUGAAUGCAAAAGAGGCUUCUGCUGAACUUUUGAAGAGGGCAGGCAUCACAUUACCAACAAGAAUGAACGUCAUCUGAUUGCUGUUUUAUUAAAGAAUUUGUUAUCAUAUAUAUUUAAACUUUCUAAAUUUGCUUAAACAAAAAAAUAAAUAAGAUAACUACUCGACCAAUUUAAGUUA
Molecule: messenger RNA, 1884 nt
Organism: Arachis duranensis
Lineage: Eukaryota; Viridiplantae; Streptophyta; Magnoliopsida; Fabales; Fabaceae
Exons: 10
Coding region: 347-1783 (478 amino acids)
Molecular function (GO): hydrolase activity, acting on carbon-nitrogen (but not peptide) bonds
Source: RefSeq, a predicted model, not a curated record